UCUGCACUAUCUCAUCAUUCCAAUGAUUGUCAGCGAGAACACUCCUCCAGUAAACAAAAGCUGCACAUUCAUGGGGCCUAGUGAGAGAGAGAGAGAAAGAGAGAUCUCACUUUCUCUUUCUCUUCUUACAAAGCAAAAAAUAAACAACAAGUAAAGAUCACAAAAGAAUAUCUUUAGUUGUUGUUGGCCUUCUUUAUUAAAGCAAGUUCCCCCUCUGCUCCCUUUACAAAUUCAAAAAAUAAAAAAGAAAAGAAAAGAAAAAGAAAUAUCUUACUUAUACAUAUAUCAAGCACACUAGUCGCUAGCAAGCUAGUAGUUGAGUUUGAGUGCAUGAGGAGGUUAAUAAUCCAAAAAAUCUACCUUAGUUUGCACUCAAAGAACAAGAGCUGAACCCUUAAUAUACCAAUUCCCUCAUCACCCUCACCAGUCACCCCUCAAAUUCAAAAUGUCCUUACAAGUUCAACCACUGCCACAGCAACAACAAUCACAGCAAUUCCAACAACCUGUCCAACAAGUGUAUCCAACCACUUACACAUAUGAGUCACCCCCUCACCAUUCAAAUGGCUCAUUUGGCUCAGUGUUUGUUGUUCUAGCCAUAAUCAUAGUCAUUUCCGCCGUCGCAUGCUGCCUCGGACGCCUUUGCGGCCGCAAGAGCCACGGCCACAGCCUGAAACAUUCCAAGCAGCAAAAGCAGCAGAAGCAGAAUCAGAACCACCAUGACUUCCGGCCUACUAAGGAAGUGGACAUUGAAUUUGGCUUUGACAAGAAGAUUGCAGCCUCCAAGCCUAUGAAUGGACAUGGUUAUGGUCAUGGAGGAGGAGGAGGAGGAGGAAGAGGACCACCUAAGCCACUUGGUCCUCCUCAUCAUGGUGGUGGUGGUGGUGGUGCUGAUAUGAAUAUGAAAAGUUUUGAAUUAAAACUUGGCCCCCCUCGAAAACUAAGGGCAGGAGGACCAUGAUGCAAGGGAAUAAUUUGAGAGUAACAUUGUUAUUAUGAUUAUGUUAAGUAGAAUAUGCCACCUUAUUGUUGGCUAUACUUUCUAUAUAUUAUCUUCUGUGUCUUAAUAUCUCUUCUUAUUAGAUCUCCCACUACAAGAACAAGAGAUGAUGAAAUGUACAAUAUAAUUAUCUUCUGUGCUUUUAUUUUUGCCUAUAUUUUCUAUUGUCUUUGUUCUCUGCAACUGCAGUAUGGAUUUGUAAAAUUAAACACAAUGUAAAAUCACAACUAGUUCAAUUUGAAAUUAAUGGAUUGACUGGUUAUUUUAAAGAGAACUAUGGUUUUGGACUA
Molecule: messenger RNA, 1287 nt
Organism: Arachis ipaensis
Lineage: Eukaryota; Viridiplantae; Streptophyta; Magnoliopsida; Fabales; Fabaceae
Source: RefSeq, a predicted model, not a curated record